Messenger RNA from Nematocida minor, 525 nucleotides. RefSeq lists its product as uncharacterized. The record is from RefSeq and is a predicted model, not a curated record. The coding region runs from base 1 to 525 and encodes 174 amino acids. Lineage: Eukaryota; Fungi; Microsporidia. The transcript has a single exon.
AUGAGCUACUCCAAGUGUGCGAAUACACUUAACAAAGUUAAAAGAAAAAUGAGCACAGACGGCGUUAAGACGUACCAUAAGGUGUAUGCGCUGCUGACGAUAAGCCAGCUCAACCAGUACGACAGCCUCAUCAAAGAGGCUCUGGAGUGCUUACUCUCCAUUUACAAAGAAAGACGCGGUGCUGGGCUGUUCGUAUCGGGAGAGUUUCUAACGUAUUUUAUCGAAAAUCUUGGAGAUAUUGUAGUGGAUAGCGAUAAACAGUGCAUAAAAGAGGUACUCGGCGUGGAGAUAAGCAGAGCACCGAGGAUUGAAGUGGAGCGGAAGGAGUUUAAAGAGCUAGAGCCUGCAUUCAAGUCACGAAGUGGGGCUAUCAGAGGAGGCAGAGGCAGCGAAAGGAAGAAGAUAAGAGAGGCCCGGGCCAGAGCCAAGACAGAGUCAAGAGAGCACACUCUGAAGAAGCGAAAGGACGACAAAGAAUACGCAGAGAAACUGCAGAGAAUGGAGCAGGCAAUGAGGAAACAGUAG